CUUCGGUGAUCUAUUCGAAGAACUUUGCGAAAAAAAGGAGAAAAACGAGGAAGCGGUGAACAGAAAUCAGACGGCACCGGCACCGGCAACGAUAGAAAUUGCAUCAAGUUUCUGCUGAGCUUUUUAACAUUGGAAGAUUGAAAAAAUGUCUGGUGAGCAGGUUAGGAAAAUCACGCGUGAAGAUAUACAACUGGUGCAAAAUCUCAUAGAAAGAUGUUUACAGCUUUACAUGAACCAGAAGGAAACUGUUGAUACCCUCUUACAUCAGGCAAAGAUUCAGCCUAGUUUCACUGAAUUUGUGUGGCAAAGGCUUGAAGAAGAAAACCAUGAGUUUUUCAGGGCUUAUUAUACGAGGUUGAUAGUAAAAGAUCAAAUUACGAGAUUCAAUGAGUUGCUUGAGAGACAGGCUGAGUCAAUGCGUAUGUAUGCAACUGAAUCCGUUCCUGUGUCUAAUGGAUCUCAGAUUCAACCAGUAGCACAGAACUCAGCCUCUCAAGCAACAGAGCAUGCUGAGCCCAAUGUGAAGCUUGCCAACAUGCACCCAACUGUUAAUGACAAUUUACCUCAUGUUUACACAAAUGAUGCUUCGUCAGUCCAAUCAUAUGCGCAAGCUGCUAUGGAUGUUUCUGCUCAUGCAAGAAGCAUUGAUUUAUCACCAAACAUGCUAUUGCCUCAGCAUGCAAACCUGGGAAUGAUGCAAGGACCAAAUGGGGGGAUGAUCAACUCAGCUGGUUAUUCAGGCAAUUAUGGUGGUGAGGGCAUUCUCCAGCAGGCUCGUCCUGGAGUUGGAAAUUCAUAUGUUGAGCCAAGUGUACAACCAGUGAUUGAGGAUCCCUGGGGUGUUGAUACUUCUUCCUUUGGUUUCUUGGGAAAGAUUCCUCGAAACUUCAGUUUCUCGGACUUAACAGCUGAUUUUCCCAACACUUCUGAGAUUCUAGAGGGCUACUCUGGAUCAGCCUUUCUUGCAACAGAUACCAACAACUUUUUGGAUCCUCAGGAUAGGGGAGAACAAGAAAAUCAAGCCAUUAACGAAUUGGAUACUAUAUCAGAAGACGUGAGUUUUGACGAUCUUUGCAGUGAUUGAAUGACUAUUCAGAUUACCAUCUUGCAGAGUUAACCCGUCUAUGUAAUCUUAUCAGGUUUAGGGGUAUAGUUUAUUUCAAGUCUUCUAACUUAAUGUCCAUAGCGAAGCAAGUUGUGCUUUAGACUGUUCGCUCUUUCUGUUAAAUUGGUUUCUGAACCCAUCAACAUGGUUUUAGCUUCGUAUUGACCUCAACGUUUGCUGGUCCA
Solanum verrucosum is the source of this 1290-nucleotide messenger RNA. RefSeq lists its product as uncharacterized. Bases 146 to 1084 code for a protein of 312 amino acids. The transcript has 7 exons. Lineage: Eukaryota; Viridiplantae; Streptophyta; Magnoliopsida; Solanales; Solanaceae. The record is from RefSeq and is a predicted model, not a curated record.